UUCUCAUAGGUGAUGUUACGAGUAUCAAAUUUGAUCUUUGGAACGGCACACAAACAUACUGGGUAAAAAUAAAAUAAAAUAAAGUAAAAGAUAAUUAAACUUAUUAAAGGAAAAUAUUUCGAGUUGAAUUUAAUUGUAAUUAUGAACAGUUUAAGAAUUUUUGGUCUUAGGACGAUAAAUAAAUUACGUACUGACAGGAGAUGUAUCGCUUCAAUAGCAAGUCUACCAGAAACUCAUCGCAUGCUUCAAAAAACCGUGAGGGAUUUUGCGGAAGCUGAGUUGAAACCGAUUGCGGGACAACUUGACAAAGAGCACAAAUAUCCAGCGGAGCAGAUUAGAAAGAUGGGAGAGCUAGGAUUGAUGUCGAUAGCGACAGCAGAAUCUCUUGGAGGCACUGGUUUGGAUUACAUGGCCUACGUGAUUGCCAUGGAAGAAAUAUCUCGAGGAUGUGCUAGCGCUGGUGUAAUUAUGAGCGUAAAUAACUCAUUGUACUUGGGUCCGAUCGAGAAGUUUGGUAAUGAAAAGCAGAAAGAAAAAUACGUAAUACCAUUUACAGACGGUACUAAAGUAGGAUGUUUCGCACUGAGUGAGCCUGGGAAUGGUUCUGAUGCUGGUGCAGCUUCGACAGUUGCUAAAAAAGAAGCUGAUGGCUACCGAAUCAAUGGAACCAAGUGCUGGAUCACUAAUGCAAAUGAGGCUAAUGGUAUUGUACUGUUCGCUACAACUGAUAAGUCCAAAAAACACAAAGGAAUUAGUGCAAUAAUUGUCGAUUCACCAACAAAAGGUCUGGAGAUUGGUAAGAAAGAAGACAAACUGGGCAUUCGUGCAAGCAGCACUUGUUCAUUGAUGUUUGAAGACUGUCUAGUACCACCAGAAAAUAUUCUUGGUGAACCCGGCAUGGGUUUCAAAAUAGCCAUGAUGUCUCUUGAUGCCGGGAGAAUUGGAAUUGCAAGCCAAGCACUUGGUAUCGCUCAAGCUUCACUUGACUGCGCCGUUGAGUACGCAAGUAAACGUAUGGCCUUUGGUAAUCCGAUAGUAAAAUUACAGGCAAUCCAACAAAAAAUCGCCGAUAUGGCAUUAAGACUCGAAAGCGCGAGAUUAUUAACAUGGCGAGCUGCUCAUCUCAAAGACACCAAUAAGCCAUUUACCAAAGAAGCCGCGAUGGCUAAAUUAGCAGCUUCCGAAGCCGCAACUUUCUGCUCGCAUCAGUGCAUUCAAAUUCUCGGUGGCAUGGGUUACGUGUCUGAUAUGCCAGCUGAACGUCAUUACAGAGAUGCCAGAAUUACUGAAAUUUAUGAAGGGACUUCUGAAAUUCAGCGACUUGUCAUCGCUGGUAAUAUCAUCAAAGAAUACGGAGUCUCUGGUUGAUAAGAAUCUCACAAAUUAAUAUUUUUUGAGACCUACAGCCUUGACAUAUAUUUUUACGAUAAUAAUUAAGAAAAAAAAAUUAAUGAAAUGAAGAUAUUUUUUAUACUAAGAUUUAAGAAAUUCAUAAAUCUAUAUGAUAUCGAUCAAUGCAAUUUUAAGUUAUAAGUGACGUUUAAAAAUGAUUUUAUGUAUGCAAAUAUAUGUAUAUAUUUAUAGUAUAAAAAAAAUGGGAAAGGAAGACUAUAAAUAAAUCCAGAAGAUGCUUUUAUAUAUAUUAUAUAUAUAUAUAUGAUAUUGAAAGAUUUUUAGGAAUCAAUAAACACCUUGUGAUUUGCUAUA
Molecule: messenger RNA, 1707 nt
Organism: Microplitis demolitor
Lineage: Eukaryota; Metazoa; Arthropoda; Insecta; Hymenoptera; Braconidae
Gene: Arc42
Product: short-chain specific acyl-CoA dehydrogenase, mitochondrial
Exons: 3
Coding region: 142-1368 (408 amino acids)
Biological process (GO): fatty acid beta-oxidation using acyl-CoA dehydrogenase; butyrate catabolic process
Cellular component (GO): mitochondrion
Molecular function (GO): flavin adenine dinucleotide binding
Source: RefSeq, a predicted model, not a curated record